Molecule: messenger RNA, 2072 nt
Organism: Drosophila teissieri
Lineage: Eukaryota; Metazoa; Arthropoda; Insecta; Diptera; Drosophilidae
Exons: 5
Coding region: 411-1712 (433 amino acids)
Biological process (GO): regulation of transcription by RNA polymerase II
Cellular component (GO): transcription regulator complex; nucleus
Source: RefSeq, a predicted model, not a curated record
UAUUCGAUUAUUGUUUAGCUAACAGCCUCUUAUGCGAACUUCAACUUGUAUACAAGUGAAAUACAUACAUUUAUUGGCGGUGGAGGUGGGGUUUGGAUAAUUGUGUUGUCUGUUAUAUGCUUAUUUCAUUUGUUCCCUCUAUUCUCCCAGACUCUGUCGAACCCAUGCUCCCAAAAAUCAAAUGUAUUUAACUGUGUGCGUAUGCGAUAUCGAAACAAGUACCACAACUCCUGCUGGGGGCAUUGCACUCAAGGUGCGUGGGUGCGUGAACCAACACUUUUGAAUGCCUAAGCACCCACCCAAGAAAGGCGCCGGAAACGCAGCAUCCGGUGACACAGGACAUGCGCAGUGGCCUUUUUGGUAGUUGAAUUUUGGUCAACAGCGUUUGAAAGAGCUGAGAGCGGAGGACCAUGGCCUUUUCCCGUCACAACAUCGAGAAGCGCCGACUCAUCGAGCUCGUACGACUCAACCCUAUCCUCUGGGACUGCCGCCUACCGCACUACAAGCGCUCGGACAAGCGAAAGGCCAUCAAAUGGAACGAGCUGGGGCGGCUCUUCAACGUCAAUGGGGAGCGUGUGCAGCGCACGUUUACUUCUCUCCGCGAGAUCUUCCGCCGGGAGUUGAACCACGAAAAGAUGCUGGGCACUACGCGAUUCAAGUCCAAGUGGGAAUACUACGAUGCCAUGGCCUUCCUCAAGGAGGUCAUUCGGGAGCGCAAAUCCCGCGAGCGCAUCAAACACAGUUCUUUGGAUCACGCAUCAGUGACCACAGGCAUUAACAACAACAGCAUCAAUACCACCAACAACAACAACAGCGUAAGCCGCAAUAGCAGCAACAACAACAGCAGCGGUGCGGUCCUUGACGAAUAUCAGUACUUUGCUCCCAGCGACCCCAACAACCCGAACAAUCAGCCGCAGCCCGACAUAAAGAGUAGUCUGGCAGUGACUACUAGCAGUCUAGGUCUCAGCCUUAGUCAGUUGCCAGCUGCCCUGCAGCAGCAGGCCCAGCACCUCCAAGCCCUACAGUUGCAACCGGACGUGACACUGACCUCCCUGCAGAAACAGCCUCUGGCCACUUCCCUUUCCAUUACCACACCCGUGCCCUUAACACAAACCUCGCCCGCCCAGGUGUUGUCCAGCUCGCGCUCCUGCAGCUCUUCGCCUUCCAUCUACAUAAAGGACGAGCCGUGUUCUCCGUUAGCGGGUUGCCCGGAAGAAGGGAUGACCGGAAAUGGACAAGAGGCGACGCGGAAAAAGCUGGCCACAAUUCGUCCGCAGACCAAACAGCAACUGAAAGCGCGUCUGCAGAUGCCCACGCCCAAAAACUCAUCCGCGUACCCUACGUCACCUCCCCAUUUGAUCAUUAAUGCCAACAACGAGCUUAUUGACACCGACGCCGGAGACCUGGAGGAGGAUCUGGACGACUUCGACGAGGACGACGACGUGACCGGACACUGCUCACCAAUCGUCGGUCAGUCGGACAUGAUGGGUGCCGACGGCAGACUCUCGGUCGGAAGCAUUUAUAUCGGAGAGGGUGGCGACUGUGGAAGAGGUCUGGGUAGAGCACACACUCAAGCGCGACACGUGCCUACCUCCAGAGAGCUGCUCUACAUGAAAUUUGGUGAAUUUCUUGCCGCCAGAUUGAACACUUUGCAUGAGACUGUAGCUAAUGAGCUGAUGAACAAGAUGCUGCUGCUAAUCGCGGAAAAGUGAGGAAAGGGGGAAUCGAUGUCGACUACAAAAUGAUGGAAUAUGGAGUGGCGUAGUCCAAGUCUCAGGGCGCCAGACCGGAAGCCCAGGCAGAAGAUGCUGUGCCGGAAGCCUUGCAUGCCAACGGCCAGUGGGACACAUUACCACAUCAUUACGAGACCGCGGGGAACAACUUGACCUCCAAAAGGCCCAAAAGCUGCAGUUCGGCUCCGAUCAUCAAGGCGACAUCGUAUUAGAUAACGCAUUAAGUUGCACGAAUCAAGUCUGUACUAUGUGCUAUAUAAGCAACUCUAUAUAUAAUAGUCUAUUAUUAAAAUCAAUGGAAUAGUCUUUAAAUCAAAACAGUUCAUAAAAUGCGACAAA